This is a messenger RNA of Asparagus officinalis (garden asparagus), 319 nucleotides long. RefSeq names its product probable beta-D-xylosidase 7. NCBI's taxonomy places the organism in Eukaryota, Viridiplantae, Streptophyta, Magnoliopsida, Asparagales, Asparagaceae. The coding region runs from base 33 to 302 and encodes 89 amino acids. Gene Ontology annotation, molecular function: alpha-L-arabinofuranosidase activity; xylan 1,4-beta-xylosidase activity. Gene Ontology annotation, biological process: xylan catabolic process; arabinan catabolic process. Gene Ontology annotation, cellular component: plant-type cell wall. The transcript is spliced from 2 exons. The record is from RefSeq and is a predicted model, not a curated record.
GGAUUUGGAGGAUACUUAUCAUUGGAUGAAGCAUGUCUGAGCUUAAGGUUUCAGCUUGCUGCAAGCACUUCACAGCUUACGACAUGGACAAUUGGAAGGGGAAAACUCGAUACACGUUUAAUGCGAUGGUAUCUGUACAGGAUUUGGAGGAUACUUAUCAGCCUCCUUUUAGGAGUUGCAUUCAAGAGGCUCAAGCUAGUGGAGUGAUGUGCUCUUAUAAUCAAGUCAAUGGAGUGCCCACUUGUGCUGAUUACAAUUUUCUAACCAAAACCGCAAGGGGCUCUUGGGGAUUCUAUGGGUAAAUACAAAAAAUAUAAGC